AUGGCUACCAACAGCAUCAAGCUGUUGACCGGUAACAGCCAUGGGCAGCUGGCCAAACUCGUCGCCGACAGGUGCGCAAAAUCUCCAUCUCGGAUUGUUACAUGGGAACCGCCAGGGAAGGCUCACGGCUCCGUAGGCUAGGCAUAGAGUUGGCCAAGAUCAUGGUCCUUCAAUACUCGAACAACGAAUCCAGCAUAUCGAUUGGCGAGUCGGUCAGAGACGAAGAUGGUGCGGUUCCACACACACAAGACGUUGCUGCUCUCUACGAAAGAAGUUAGAAAUCUAAUGAGUACUUUCCAGUCUUCAUCCUGCAAUCCACCGAGCCGGGCAACGUCAACGACCACAUCAUGGAACUGCUGAUCCUGAUCAAUGCCUGCCGAACUGCCUCGGCGCGCCGCAUCACCGCCGUCCUUCCCAACUUCCCCUACGCCCGCCAGGACAAGAAGGAUAAGAGUAGGGCUCCUAUAACGGCCAAACUGAUGGCCAACAUGUUGCAGACGGCGGGCUGUAACCACAUCAUCACCAUGGACCUGCACGCCAGCCAGAUCCAGGGCUUCUUCAACGUGCCCGUCGACAAUCUCUACGCCGAGCCUUCCACGCUCCGGUGGAUCCGGGAGAAUCUCACGGUGCAAGACUGCGUGAUCGUAUCGCCCGAUGCGGGCGGCGCGAAGAGAGCUACGAGCAUUGCGGAUGGACUCGAUCUGGGCUUCGCGCUCAUUCACAAGGAACGGGCUCGCCCGAACGAAGUGUCGCGGAUGACGUUGGUGGGGGACGUCAAGGGACGGAUCGCCAUUCUGGUGGACGAUAUGGCUGACACGUGUGGGACGCUGGUCAAGGCCGCAGACGUGGUCAUGGACCACGGCGCGAGCGAGGUCAUUGCGAUUGUAACGCAUGGCAUUCUCAGCGGCAACGCCAUCGAGAAGCUGAACUCGAGCAGGCUGAAGAAGCUGGUGGUCACGAAUACCGUACCACACGAGGAGAAGAAGAAGCUGUGCGAUCGGAUAGAGACGAUCGACAUCAGCCCGACGGUAAGUGCUCAUCUACCAAGUUUCCCGUUUGGUGUCAGGCAAAGCUAACACUGGACAUAGCUCGCGGAAGCAUGCCGAAGAACACACAACGGCGAGAGCGUCUCCUUUCUCUUCAAGCAUGCACCUCUAGACUAG
Messenger RNA from Lecanosticta acicola, 1163 nucleotides. NCBI's taxonomy places the organism in Eukaryota, Fungi, Ascomycota, Dothideomycetes, Mycosphaerellales, Mycosphaerellaceae. The record is from the annotation of a GenBank genome assembly.